This is a messenger RNA of Daphnia magna, 1839 nucleotides long. RefSeq names its product serine hydroxymethyltransferase (gene Shmt). The transcript has 6 exons. Gene Ontology annotation, cellular component: nucleus; cytoplasm; cytosol. The record is from RefSeq and is a predicted model, not a curated record. Lineage: Eukaryota; Metazoa; Arthropoda; Branchiopoda; Diplostraca; Daphniidae. Bases 306 to 1712 code for a protein of 468 amino acids. Gene Ontology annotation, biological process: tetrahydrofolate interconversion; purine nucleobase biosynthetic process; protein homotetramerization. Gene Ontology annotation, molecular function: pyridoxal phosphate binding; glycine hydroxymethyltransferase activity; protein homodimerization activity.
CUGUAAUAAUAGGCAAACAGUCACGAUGAAAAGUCUGAUAUCCUCGUUUCCCCGGCUACAUAUAAAUCUAUCAAAACCUUAAAGCCACUCUCUCUGCCCCAUGCCCUGUCGUGUGAAGUAGCGUGAUAAGCAAGCAGUCUUCACGAAAUUUUUUGAGUAACAUUGUUCUGUAGACUACUUGUAUGAUUGGGUUUCCCCCUCACUGUCGCUAAUAUUUGCAGGUCAACUUCUGUUUUCUGGUCUCUGCUCCAGUGAAGUUCAUGGUAUAUUUAUAACUUCUAAAAUUCAAGUAAGGCAAAGCAAAAAUGAGUGAACCCAACACAAAAGAAGAAAUGGUUAAGAAACUAAAUGAGACCCUGGAAGUUGCUGACCCAGAAAUCUUUGAAUUAAUCACUAAAGAGAAACAUCGUCAAAGCAAAGGGCUUGAAAUGAUAGCGUCAGAAAAUUUUACUUCUAAAGCAGUUUUGCAAGCUCUUAGCAGCUGCCUGCAUAACAAAUAUUCAGAAGGAUUGCCAGGAAUGAGAUAUUAUGGUGGUAAUGAAUUCAUUGACCAAAUUGAAGUUUUGUGUCAAAAGAGGUGCUUGGAGGCAUAUGGCUUGAAUGCAGAACAAUGGGGUGUCAAUGUUCAACCUUAUUCUGGUUCACCUGCUAAUUUUGCUGUCUAUACUGGAAUAGUUGAGCCUCAUGGACGCAUCAUGGGACUUGAUCUACCUGAUGGAGGACAUCUCACACAUGGUUUUUUCACAGCAACAAAAAAGAUUUCUGCCACUUCGAUAUUUUUCGAAUCAAUGCCUUAUAAAUCCGACCCCAAAACUGGUUUAAUAGACUACGACCAGCUUGCUAUUACGGCGAGACUAUUUAAGCCGAAGCUGAUUAUUGCCGGGAUCAGUUGUUAUUCACGUAACUUGGACUACGCAAAAUUCCGUGCAAUUGCCGAUGAUGUUGGUGCCUAUUUAAUGGCUGAUAUGGCUCACGUUAGUGGCCUUGUUGCAGCUGGAGUCGCCCCUUCGCCUUUCCCGUUUUGCGACAUUGUAACGACGACUACUCAUAAAACACUCCGUGGGCCAAGAGCUGGUGUGAUAUUUUUCCGACGCGGUCCAACUAAUGUGCCUGGCAGCUCAUAUGAUUUCGAAAAUCGAAUAAAUCAAGCUGUAUUCCCCGGUCUCCAAGGUGGUCCGCAUAAUCACGCAAUUGCUGCGAUUGCUAUUGCCAUGAAGCAUGCCAAAACCGAAGAUUUUAAAUCUUAUCAGCAGCAGGUCGUGAAAAAUGCACAAGAGCUUUGCCGUGGGUUGCAAGAUCUGGGUUACAAGAUCGUCACUGACGGUACGGACAAUCAUUUGAUUUUGAUGGACUUGCGUACUGUAGGAUUGACAGGUUCUAAGGGUGAAAAGAUUUUGGAAGAAAUCGGGAUUGCUUGCAACAAAAAUACGGUUCCCGGUGACAAAAGUGCUUUCAAUCCAAGCGGAAUUCGCCUCGGAACGCCUGCCCUUACCACUCGCGGGCUACUUGAAGCUGACAUUGCCCGGGUUGUUCAGUUUAUUAAUAAAGGGUUGCAACUAGCCCUGGAAAUAUCAGCGAUUUCGGGUCCUAAGCUAGUUGAUUUUAAACGGGUAUUGCUCGAAAACCCGCAGAUAAAUGCCAAGGUACUGCAGCUAAGGUCAGAAAUCGAAUCAUUUGCACUCGACUUUCCUAUGCCCGGUUAUGACAUUUAAAGGAUUUAUUUUUUUUUUAUUUUGAGUUUUUUCUGGCAAUUUUCUGUUCUUCUAUCGGGAUCAGCAAUAAUAAAUCGCUUUUAUCUUUGUGUCGGGUCAGCAAUAAUAAACAUUACAUAUCUUGUAA